GCCUGGUAACUGGUCGGGAUAGAAUAAUCUGGUGAUAAUCGACUCCAUUUGGUUCCGCUUUGAGUCCCGUGACGUACACCACACAAACAAAGGCAGAAAAUGAGGCCUGGUGUUUUUAUCUUGAAGAGCACAAUCUCUACAAGAGCAUGUUCGGGUAGACAUUAAACAAAAGGUUAGUGAUUUAAUCAGUAUAGAUUAAAUCUGCAUUAUUCUACCUGUUUGGCUGGACGAGCCUCUCCUGCACUUAUCUUAUGGGUUGUUAGAUAGGUCUCUCUUAAGUGCAGGCCUUUAGCCAUCACGCCUCUGCAUUGCUUAAGAUGGUGCAGGUUUAAGUAAACAGUGGGGGGCUUUGAGCGCUCUAUGUGAAGUCGUUGGAGUAUAAAUGUUUGGGAGGAUUUAACAUUUCUUACAGGGCUCAAACUAAGAUUAAGGCAUUUUCUGUUCUUGAUGAAACAAGGCUAUAGGUCAGCGCCAGAAAAUGUCAGCUUUGUAAUGCUAAGUACAAUACUUUAUUCCACAAAAUGCCUCUAUUAACCUGCUCAUCACUACUUCUCUUCUAUAGCCUGCUGCUGUCUCAGCUGCUUUUGAAUGUCUUUUGUUUUUAUUUUCUGUACAAACGGUUUUUAAAGAUGGACUAUGUGAAUGUACUCUGACUUGAGUCCCUCGAUCUCUUAAUUUUUGCUUGUUCUUUCUCACUGGCUCCAGCAGCAUUGGUGUGCUCAGUUGGUCAUUUCAGCUUCAAACUCCUUCUCUUUGUGCACUACCUUUCUCUCCUGCUCUGUCCCUGUGCUACAGCUCUGACCACUGCUGUGUGACUUGUAUGACAUCAGUGAUUCUGCUCACCUUUUCCUCCUUCCUACUUUUGACUGUCUGUGAUUUAUCUCUCUCUUUGCCUUGUGUCUCGUGUGUUCAUGCGUUCUCGCCGCUCACGCCGAGGAUGGGGGCCUGACUUCUUAAUGUUUACUCGAAUGUGUUUCAUCAGUGGUGCCGUGCUAGAUGAACAGAAUGUAAUGACAUGCUGUAUGUAUUCAUCAGAUUAUGACUUCCUCUUUUCUCGCUCUAUCUCUAUGUGUCUUUUGCUACAGCACAUUGCAUUAAGAAAAAAGCUUUCGUGAAUGCCUUUUUCCCCCCCAGGCUGCCCCUUUUUUUAUUUUUUAAUCAAACAACUAUGGUGAUUUGUCAACUUCAGGUGGAAAAAUAGACAUUAAUCUGGGCCUGUUUUGUUUCAAACUCCCAUUCAGUGCAGACCAGCCCUCCUUCCUCACACCAAGCCAUCGCAUCAAAGCCUGUGGCGAGCGGUUGGCUGGUGCCAAGGCUGUCCAUAGUUGUGUUGCUCUGACCUGUCUCUCUCUUUGGCCACAGUGAUCUAGACAGAGACUUUUGGAAUAACAAUGACAGCAGCACAGUGCAGCAGAGGUGGAGCUCCUAUCCGCCCAAGGAGUUCGUACUAAACAUUUCUCCCUAUGCCCCAUAUGGAGAUCCUCGCCUCACACUCAAGUGAGUCUUGGUCCAAGGUUGGUAAGAGACUUCCCCCUGAGCAGGGCUGUAACGAGGCAGGGGCAGUGCCACUCUCCCCUUUCCCUUCCCUCUUUCCUUUCCUUUAGUCCCUUCCUUGCAUUCCUCUCCUCUCCCCAUCCUCUUUUCUAUUUGUGCAGACACCACCACUAGCCACUCAUCAAAUUGAACUAUUAGAUGUGGAUGUUAAAAUGCCUGACAGCUUAUUAAAAACAACUUGUUUCAUAAUCUCGAUUUAUUUUUAUUUUCCCGAGGACAAAAUGUUCUCAUGAGUAACCAGGGAUUGUUAGCCAGAGGCCUUUUUGGAAAAAGCCCAUUCUAUAAAUGUCAUAGUGUUGCAAUAUACACAAGCUGCACAUUUUUAGACUUGUUAUUGUUGUAUAAUGCGAUUUCCAUCAACAAUAGUAAUAACGUCAACCAUAACAACCAAUGUUAGAGCACUGGAGGGCACAAAUGGUUACUAAUGAUUAGUCAUAAUCGGCUGGGAAAAUGUGAGUGUAGGAAAUGUCACACACGCACAUUACAGCGUCCCUGCGACAGCCAUUCGACUAUUACUGCAGCGUCAAAGCAGCACAGCCCUGUAACCUCCCCGGGCUAAUUUCUGCCGCUACUCCUCACAUCCCGUCACCUUCUAAUGAACACGGAGGCGCAUGUUCGGAUGCCCCCCCACUCCCUACAGCCCUGCCGGUCCCACUAAUAUUCCCUGACCUCUAACCUCUCACCUCUUUCCCAUGGGGCUGUAACCAUGGAGACGGACAACCCUCGUAGCUUCCCUCUCCAAAACACGUGUAUACUUUAACCCACCUUCUCUGUAUUCUGUGCAUCUCCCUGUCCUUUGCCUGUGUGAACUGAAGUUGUUGUUGUGGAGGGUUGACCGUUAAACCAGGUUGCAGUGUGGUGCCUGUGUUCACCUGUGGUUCACAUCCAUCUCUGGCUUCUCUCUGAUCCCCAUCAACCCAAUAUCUAACCUGUAUUAACAUUGUAGCACUGCAACUGUGUCUACUGUCCAUCAUAUUGGGAGAUAAGGUAACAGUGUUUUUUACUUGAUGCAAUGAAAGUCAUUUUUCCACUCACUAGGCACUUGAAUCCAAUAAAGCCGUAGCAAGGUCAUACCUAUCUCCCUCCGGGCACCGACAAGGCUGUAAGCUUAGACAUCCUGCUACCAGGCAUCUGUCUGAUAAACUGUCUAAUAACUGGUCAUCUUUAAUAGACCUAGCUGUUGAGGACUGGGUGUUAAAUUGCCUGCAGAGAAGGAGGCAGCGGCGUGCUAAUGAACGGAGGUGGAUAUAUGGAUUGCUGUCUGAAAACUCUGCCUGAAGAUGAUGGCUGCUGAUCUCAGAAAACCAGCUUUAGACCGGAGUGAUCGUGUUUGAGAAGUUAAUUUUUUAGAAAACCCACAAGGUUGUCAUUUAUUGUCCAUAAAGCUGUUUUUCAGCAGCUCCUGUCUUUCCAGCGGUAGAAAAAUAAAUGAAUUUUCCACUGCAGUAAUGGUAAAAUGAGCUGUUCUAUCAGUAGUGUGUGUGAGCCUGUAAUAAUUCUGACUUUGUGACUAUAUUUGUGACUAGGAGAGACACCAACCAACCAAUAAUAUGACGCUAAAGCCAACACACAGCUGGGAAUUAUUUCCUACUUGAGAUUCUCUGGAGAUCAGCAGCUUUCAAUCUCUGUAAUGACGCUGGGCCUCAUUUAUCAAACAGGUUACCUACCCUGCACGAUCAAUCUCCAUGUUUUAAGGAUUUAUUAGAUUGGAGGUUCAAUACUAUCAUUUUUCAAUAUUGAACCUGCUAUAUAUUUAAUGUCAACACCAGUUAGGACGAUUUUAAAGUCAUGGUGACAUAAACACACACCAUUUUUCAAAUUUACGCAUCAAGUAUAUUAUACUUCAUUUGAUCAGUCUGACAGCUUCGAGAUGAGACACUGUCAAAAGAUUUUGUGGCUAUAUUUCUUUUGUAAAUCACUCUCUGUGAAGUUCAGUCAGAAAACAGGAUUGAUAUCUGAAAGCUAUAUUCCUGUAAAUACUCUCAGUGAUUCAUGGUCCCACUUAUUUCCCACCUUUAAUAAAGAGCAAAGACGUUUACCUUGUGCUCGAUAAAUGAGGCCCGCGUCUCUCGUGUUGACCGUCGCUUCAGCAGUGUCAUCCAUGCUGUUGUUGUGAUUGAUGACUUAUCCACAUUCACCGUCAGGUCAGUUGGUCAGAAUUAAAUGUGAAAGGUGACCUUCGAAGGGAAGUGAUGCAAGUGUAGCACCCUCCCCCCCGACCCCAUGCUUACACACCAGAUGACAGUGUCUUCUGUGCCUCAUAUUUUACGUCUCCUGGAGCAGGAGCAUCAUGCAUAUUAAUGAAAUGUAGUCAUGUCACCAGAGGGCACUACUGUGCUUUAUUUUUGAUCAUCACUGCUUUCUGAGCAGAUGUGACAUUUUAAACCUAAAAACCAGUUUUUGAGAGGAAAUCUUAGUUGGCAAGUGCUCUUAAUAAGUACUGAUUCAUUUCUGUACGUUUUUACGAGGUCGAUAUGAUUAGAUUGCCCUCGUGAUCCUUUCUUCUGUGUGGUAAAUGUAUCUCACUACUUCCUGUUUACUGUUAUUGAUGCUAAGUGGUGAUCAGAUGACAAGCAGAACUUUAAAACAUGAAAUAUUGCACAUUAAGAUCUAAAAAUAGAGUGUAAUUGAUGUUCUUUACAGGAACAAAUGCAUUUGUAUUUAACCGAAUGUCACGUUGGAUGACUUCCAAAAUGAGUCGAUUAUUUGCUCAUGAGGCACUUCAGUACAAGCCGUCCUCCAAUUGCUCUAAGUUGCCACCGCUGAAUUGCCUUGUAGCACAUCUCUCAACCCAAAUGCCUAAAUGAAUGAGAGAAUGAGGCCUAAAUGACCAGCGUCCACACACUGUUGCCACUAGUGAAUGCUGGCAGCUGUAGUAUUGGUCCUCCAGGCCCAAAGGAGUGACUCCCUGCUGGUUUUCCAUCCUCCACAGGCUCCCUGUAAAUUCUCCUCCUCCUCCUCUUCCUCCCUUAUCUCCUCUCCCCCGUCCCUCUCUUUCUCCACACUGGACUCCACACAGACCUUUUUCGUCCUCCUGCCUCUCACUUAGCCUGGAAAACUAGACCUGCCCCCUCACACACUCUACUGAUCUGUCUCACCUCCUUAGCCAUGUGGUUACUCAAUCUAUUUUCCUGUGUGUAUGUGUGUGUGUCUUUGUCUGUCUUUCUCACGCUCUUUGGUCUUUUUCUCCUCUGCCUGUCGUUAUUCUCCCUCUUCUAUACCUUCUGUCUGCUGUGGGACCUCGGCACCCUGUCUCUCGCUCUUAGUGGGGCAGUGUCAGGGGGUCAGAAGGGGGCAGCAACUGGGCAUGGGGAUGAUAGGGUGGGUCCUAAUCGCAGUGACAGCGUGAAGAGCAUGGUGACAGAGGGAGUGAAGGCCGGGAGGUGGCAGACCGUCCAGGGCCACAUGCAGUCCGGAGGAUUGAGACCCAGCGAGUGAGUUCAGAACCGGGUAGAAAAAAACAACAAACUUUUAGUGAAUGUGCAGCAGAAUAAACACCUUAUUACAAUGCAAAUGUUAUAACGUACAAGUUUUCACCUCGACAGCAGCAGCUAUGAUUAGAUGAAUGAAUCAGCUCUGAGUAGAAACAAGGGGAGUCAGGUCAAGUUCAGCAGGGAGGAAAGUGCAGCUCAGGUGUCAAGGUGAGCACAGGUGUGGGCACAGAUCAUGGCGUUAUCACCGGGAUGUGUGAACUCUCGUCGUCACGAGAAGAUAACAAUAGUUGCUCGAGCUGUGUCACACUGACUCAAACCUUCAGUCGGCCCAGCUGCACAAUAUAGCCUCGUGUAUGAAUCUGCAGGAGAAAAUGAUUUAUUUAUGUGAGGAACUGCUCUGACUGCAAGUGUACUUUCAAAAAAAUGAAAUACAGAAAUAGUCUCGUUUUCACACACUGACUGAAAUAAUGCCUCAUAGCGUGCCAACCCGCCUUAGUUUUAAUUAAGAUUUAGGCUGGAAUGUGAGCCUCAUGUUGAGAACCGACUGCAUGUAUCCGCCAGCCAUGACGUAUGACAUAAGUCAGGGUCUAUAUUCAGCGUGUUGUAAAUGAGGCAGUUCAUUUUCAGUUUUCUUGAUUUUUUUUGCACCUUCCUUCCGUUGGCACCUCGUGCCUGUGAUUUCUUCCUCCAAAACACAUUUACACUCAUCUCUACCACACUCCUCAUUCCCUCCUUCUCUCCUCUUCUCAUCUUUCUUUUUGCCCCCUGUCUAUAAUUGGAUUCUAUUUUCAGGCUGCUAUAAGUGUCUGUGUCUCUUGUGUUUGUGUCUCGCACCCCAUUUUCUGUCUCUCCUCCAUCGUCACCCUCUGCUCUUAUCGUUCCCAUCGCUCCCUCCAUCUUUCUGUCACUGUGUGAAGCCACUCCUCUUUAUUCUCCUUUACUUCUGUUUUGCCCACAAACUGUUAAAUUUCUGCAAAACCUUCCAUUACCCUUUUUAUCCUGUUAUUUGUGACGGCUAAAUAUGAUGGACACUAAAAGCCUUGUGCGAAAUUAUGUUAGAUGAAGUAAUGCAGAGCAGCGUAAACGGCACCUAACUGAUGUGAAUAGCUCUCUCAUGACCUAAUUCUGGUAGUCUGGGUUACACAGCGAUCUGAAGGAGAGGAGGAUAUAUUUGGUGAGUAGAGAAAAAUAUAAAAUAGAUGAAACAGGAUACUGUAGAGCUCACAAAACACAGGUAAUGGUGUACGUGUAAGUAAGUGAUGACAUCCUAAAUAACAUGUAACAUUUGUAAGAAAGGCAAUGAGCUAAUAAAACAGCAUUUAUAAAGGGGAGGAGUGGAAAAUGAGCGGCUGACAGAGGGAGGGAGUCAUACUGUAGGACUUGGUUGGCUGUUGGGAUGUCCCUAGAGGUGCAGCAUGUGUUUAAAAGACGAAAAAGACUGUAAGAGACAGGAAGAGAGGCUAUCAGAGAUGGAAAAAGUUGACUGACGAGUAGAGGACAUGGGGAUCGCUCAUCAGACCAAAAAACCCUCGUCGAGAAGGCCCGGAACCUUGAAAAAAGCCACCACCCACAUGCCUCGACGCAGCCACGUGGCACAGAAUCGCGCCGCGCCCGUGCGGACAGUGCACAUCCGACCACUGCCUACGCGAAACACACCCUCACGCAAACCGCACGCUCAGACACGCAAGGUGCACGCACAUCUGACGCACAGGGCGGGCUCGCAGUCGGCACAGGGCUGCCCGACGCAGCCCUAUGAGCGGUACACGGCACACAGCGAUCACUCAGGCUGCACCUUCUACUGCUAUUUCUGCUACUGCUGUUACUGCUGCUGCCUCACGUUGCUCUCUUUCUCUCUCCUCCUCCUCCUGUCUCCACCUCCCAACGCUCCUCCCUCUUCCUCCUUCUCCACUUCGUCAUCAAAUGUCACUCUUCCUCCUUCCUCCUCCCCCUCCUCACGAUCAUCAACUUCCUGUUUGGCUGAACUUUUCUGUUUCUAUCCUGACGUCAACCUGACCUCUUCUGCUGUGUCUCCCUACUGCCCUGUGCCACCUUGUCUCAUCUCUGAUGAUUCUCUCCCUCUCUUCUACGUCUCAUCUCCUGACCCCACCACUUCUGACCAACUCACCUCCUGUCGCCACGGCUCCUCUCCUACAUCCACUUCUCCUCCUUCCUCUUCCGUGCCCUCUGACUCCUUCCUCCCUCCUCAUCAUCCUAUCCUCUGCCGGCCGUGGCCUUCUUCGCGCUCUCUUUCCUCCCUGCUCCUCUGCCCUCCCAGCUUUGGGGAUCCGGUCUUAUCGUACGCAUCCACUUUGGAGCACAUCCCCACCCGGCCUCGGACGCUGCUGCGCCAGCAGAGCCUCCAGCAGCCUCUCAUCCAGCCACCGGGCCCCAUUCUCGGUCACCCCCCCACCACAUCCCAGAGUUUGGGACAAUUACACACUGCACCUGGACAGCCCGGGGGAGGCGGGGGUGCUGGGAGAGGAGAGGGAGGUGGCGGCGGCGCCAGUGGUGAGGGUGGGGGUGCAGGUACACGAGGCGGUCCCAGGGGUGUACGGGGCAGCCCAGCAGGAGCAGGGGCCUCUCGCUCUAGGGGAGGUGGAGGUGGAGCAGGGCGCUCACAUGCCAAUCCUGGCAGCUGGGAUUACACGAUGGACCAGAUGCGGAAUCGAGGCCUGGACGUGAAGUCCUUCCUUGAAGGGAAGCUGGUGGUCCUGGCUUUGGCCAUUGGUGUGGCCGAGCAAGAUGACUUUGCCAAUAUCCCUGACCUGCAGGAAACAGCGCAGGCACCACCACCAGCCAAUCAGGAGCCCCCUCCUGAGAAGAGGGGCAACAAGCCAGCUAACAGCCCUAAGGGCCAACCCCCUGAUGCUGAUGGCCACUCCUCCGUAACUGACCUGGCCAACUCGCUCACUGGAGACAUGCUGUCUCCAGGUUCGGAGGAUGAUGACGGUGAAGGGCCCAUCAGUGAGAAGCUGGGCCGGAUCCAGUUCAGCAUAGGUUACAGCUUCCAAAACACGACCCUCACCGUCAAAGUUCUCAGGGGCCAGGAGCUCCCGGCCAAGGACUUCUCCGGUACCUCCGAUCCCUUCGUCAAAAUCUACCUGCUGCCCGACAAAAAGCACAGGCUGGAGACGAAGAUCAAGAGGAAGAACCUCAACCCCCACUGGAACGAAACCUUCCUGUUUGAGGGCUUCCCUUACGAGAAGGUGAGAGAGCGCACUCUAUACCUCCAGGUGUUGGACUACGACCGCUUCAGCAGGAACGACCCCAUUGGAGAGGUGUCAAUCCCCCUCAACAAGGUGGAACUGGGCCAGAUAAAGACCUUCUGGAAGGAGCUCAAGCCCUGCAGUGAUGGCAGUGGGAGACGAGGAGACCUGCUGCUGUCUCUCUGCUAUAAUCCCAGUGCCAACACCAUCACUGUGAACAUCAUCAAAGCGCGCAAUCUCAAAGCCAUGGAUAUCGGGGGCACCUCAGAUCCAUACGUGAAGGUGUGGCUGAUGCAAAAGGACAAGCGCGUAGAGAAGAAGAAGACGGUGACGAUGAAGCGUUGUCUGAACCCCAUCUUCAACGAGUCAUUCCCCUUCGACGUGCCCGCCCAUGUGCUGAGGGAGACCACCAUCAUCAUCACCGUCAUGGACAAGGACAGGCUCAGCCGCAACGACGUUAUCGGCAAGAUCUACCUAUCGUGGAAGAGUGGACCAGGGGAGGUGAAGCAUUGGAAAGACAUGCUCGCUCGGCCGCGUACUAACGUCGCCCAGUGGCACGCUCUCAAGGCCUGAUCGCACCGCCCAGCUCCCUCCGUGGCCCCUUCCCGUCUCCUACUCCACUCCUCUCUCCCUCCCUCCCUCCCUCCUCCCGUCCUUAUGCACAAGACUGACUUGCUGCCAGGCUGCGAAACACGGGUACAAUUAGCCAUCUGCUCUCUUAAACCUUUAAACUCUCUUUUUUUUUUUUUCAAGAUCUCUAUUCCACUCCGACUCUUCUCACUUCUUCUGUUCCCUCCCCUUCAUACGGCCGUGUCUUAGUUUUCAGUGUCUCGCCACUUUGCCGAUGGUCCCUCUGUUUCUGACUGUCUGUAUGUCUGUCUGUCCUUAUGCACUUUGCCUGUGGAGGUCCGAUGUUCAGUUUCUUUGUCGACCCCUUUGGUUCUGAACUGCACUGCAGCCCCCCCCGACCCAUUUAAGGUGCCAGUCCCGUGGGAUCACAGAGAAUCUUAACGAUCUAGUCUCAUAUAAUCCUAUUGUAUGACUAUUCCAGGUACACAAUACUAUACAGUAUGUACAAUAUGUACAUAUAUAUAUAUAUAUAUGAAUAUAUUAGGAAGAUAGAUUGGCAGAACUCCCCCUAUACACAUGAUUAAUAUACUGUGUGUUUUCCAUAGCCUGUCUGCUGUUUCACAUCUCUCCUGUCUCUUCAUUUGUUGCCUUGUCAUCUGUUUCAAGUGUACAAUAUCCUCUCCCCAUUUCAGUCCUCCCUCCUUUUACUCAAAAGUGGUUUAAUGUUCAGCUGAAGUUGUGGAAAGCAAUCAAUACUCGGUUUGUGAUGAAACCAGCUGAACUCUAGAUGAAAUUGUUGAUACCGCUGUCUCUUUUCUCCCUCCUCUUUUUUCCUCUCUUAUCUCUUUUUUUCCCCCUUAUUGUUCCCUCUUUCUCUUCCUCUGGCACAAUAUUAGUGUAUCCAACCCUUUCUGGACCCCCAACCCCGUCCCCCACCCUUGUCGUCUGUGUGCUGUGGGUGCUGUGCUGUAGCUCCAACAAAAAUAGAGAUUAAAAAGAAAAUAACUUUCCGAAGCUGGGAAAGCGGGAACACAAUAAACUUGUGAAAUGGAUCGCUCCUGAUUUUUCCAGACAAAAAGCCCUGACAUGGAGAGAGAAAAAAGAAGAUGAAAAAACAAAAAAAAAAUCCCCCUGUGAUACGAUGAUGUCAUUUUUCACAGCAUCACCAACUGAGGAAACCAAUUUAAAACCUUCCAAUUUUAAGACGAAAACAGAAGCAAAAAGUUUGCGCUGUUUGUGCACAUGCAUCCGGUUGCGUGUGCACACUUCUGUCUGUUUUAUUGAUGCUAUGAAUCCUUUGUGCUGCCCUGUGCCGUUGUCUUGUGCCGAUAGGGGGUUGAUCUCCUCCGACUGUAUGGUUAACGUGUGCCUGUUGUUGUAUGUGUGAGUGUGUGUGUUCACGGGAGCAACACGAUUCAGACUCGGCAGAAAUCUUCUUCUCUUUUCUCUUUCUCAUCUUGCGCUCUUGUUGCUCUUCUUACUGCCAUCGUUUCCCCCGUCCUCCUUUACUGCCCUGCCUUCCUGAACGAGGGCACAGGGAAGUUCUAUCUGCACUUUUUUGAAAAUGUAAUAACAAUAAUAAUGAUGAUGACAGUUUUGAUGAUGAUUAUAGUACUGGUGAAAAUUAAGGGAGGAGUAUCUGAGAGGGUGAGCAGCAGUUGGGGAGAGGAGACGUCCGCUCUGUGAUUUCAGGGCUUGGAGAUGAAGUGGAGGACACAGAGGAGCGAUGAAGGGCUCUCAUCCUCCUCUUUUUGUUCCUCUUUUUUCCCCUCUGUGUACAAGUGUGUGUGUUUGUAUGUCAGCUAGCAGACUCCCGGUGGCAGGCUGCUAGUGUCUGAAAUGUCAGGUGAGGAUGGAGAGAUCAGGAUCAUGGAGGCCGGCCAACACAACAGUGCUAUUACACAAUGUGUUGACCAACAGCAGCUGUGGUCAGAGCUCUAACCAAGAGUCUGGAUCACAGGUGCAGUUUGCGUUGGUUGUGUUGAACCCCCUGGUGGCUCGCUGAACCAUCGUGUGGCUCGCUGAACCCCCUGGUGGCUCGCUGAACCCCCUGGUGGCUCGCUGAACCCCCUGGUGGCUCGCUGAACCCCCUGGUGGCUCGCUGAACCCCCUGGUGGCUGUAGCCAAAAAUGCAUGUAGGGAUUUAAAUAUUAUCUAUAUUUUUAUAACAACACAGAACUAAUAAUUUAUUGUAAUCUUGGUCGUUUUAUUUACUUAUAGGACGUACUCUGACAACACUGAAUCCGCUAGAUAUGCACUUUAUGUUAAGUCAUUCGCUCAAGAUCAGACUGGAGAUGUAAGCAUUUAAAAGAUGGGUGACACUUGCUAUCUUUCUAGGUUUGUAGCCUACUCUUAAACAGAAAACUCAUAUUUUAUAUUGUGAUAUUUACUGGAACAGACAUACAGUAUAGCCAACAGCAAGUAGGAAACUUUCAGAUGAUAUCCCUCCAGCCAGCUGCCUCCUUAUUUAGGUUUUUGUUGUGAAAUGAGGAGGUAACAUAUAGAUAACUCCUCAUUGCAACCUUCGCAAAUCCGCCAUUCCUCAUCCAUUGCAAUGCUUUCAGCGCCGGCGACAGGAAUAAAUAGAAACGCAGUGUCUGACAAAAGUUCAACUCCAAACAUCGCACUGCGCAGUGCUGCGUCGCAUCUGAAAAUGCACCUGCUGGUGCCUGAUUAUUAAUUUUUGUGUAAACGAAGCGUCUGUUGUAGGCGACACAUUACAUUCCCUCUAGAUUUUUUAUUUUUGUGAACCCCCAACCUUUAAGUUCACACUGCGCCUAUGGUCUGGAUGCUCCUGCAUGAGUCCACGAUGCUGAACAAUCAGUGCAUAUCUGGAAACAGCGGGACAGAUUUGGUUUAACGCUGAAAGUAAACAAGAUAACUCUCUUGAGUUGUUGUUGUUGUUCCCAGAAACUAUGAACGACUGUGUAUCACAGACGGUGGGUGUGAUAUUAGAUGAUGGUCCGAUCUGCCGCUGUGAGAUACUGUAGAAGCAGAUUAGACAUUAUCUCUUCCCUGAGUGCUUGAGAGCACCACAGAGUGUACUGCUAGCUGCCCUGCUUGUCAGGCCCAUUCAGCUCAGCUCGAUAUUCCUGUAACGUAAAUAAAACAGUCACAAAGCAGCAACGUGAACACUGUCGGCCAUUAAGAGCUGCUCACGCAGACGUCUACUCUUCCUCUACUGUAACAGUCUGUCUGUCUGUUUUCACAUUUAUAAAGUCCUGUGAAGCAUAAUCCUGUCAGCUAUUCAGGAUUUGUUUUUUUAACUGGUGCGGCUUAGUUUUUAUGUCUAAAUGAGCACCUUUCAAACAUGUCUCAUGUUUGACUGACUUAGCAAGCAAAUAUAAUCAGUUGUUAGUGUUUUAGUCAAAGCAUCACUGCUCCUUUAAUGUAGUUCCUCCUAACUCUGGCCCCAUUCAAAUACAGAGGGCCCUGCAGUGGAUUUUAUUUUCUCUUAUCGUGCAAUAAUUUGAUAGUAUCUUAUGGUCUUGUUUUGAUUUAUGAUAAUGAUAACUUGAUCACCACCAGAAAGAUUAUGUAAUUGUAGUCUAAUCUGCAUCAGGUUAGUCCUGGUCUAGUGUCUCCAUAAGCCAGUCUGGGCAGCACACUGGGUGCCGUGAAUGUGUUCUGGGCAGAGUGUUUCGCGUGAGACUCGGUGCUGGCUGCUGUGAUGCACUGAUCCGGUCCAGCACCCUUCAGAACAAUUGGCCAGCCGUGGAACAGGGCCCACUGUUUUGACAGCCACUGCCUGCAGUGUCACAGCACAUUACACUCCCAUUAGGUGGUCAGAAAGGAGCAAUAUCUGCUUUCUUGGUCCUCGGGGACUCGCUUAUUUGCAGAGGUAAUACUCGCUAAGACAAAAACAAAAACUAUAAUGGAGCGCGCUCAUUAGUACGCAUGAAGAUGAUGGACGGGGAUAAAAGGCUUGUCAGUCAAAACGAGGAGAAUGAUCAGUGGGCGAUCGCUGCGUGAAGGCUGUGUGAAAACCAGACGUGGUUUGAAUGUGCAGGUGUGCAGGUGAUGAGUCAACACAAUACCUCUGCCGUUUCCUUUCACCAAGAUUACAUGCAGCUCAAGGAGUGAUAAAUUGCUAUGCUGCGAGGGUUUACAAAGCUCAGUCGUCAGUGACCCUGUAAACUGGAGGAUAUGGAUUUAUUUUUAGUAACACGAGGCACAGCGCGAAGUCCCUGAUCCUCGAAGGGAGGCUGGAGGGCUGCAGGCUUUUAAAACUACUUUUGAAUACAGACUUUUUAAAUGUUAUUUCCGAUGAACAAUGUUUUCUAUAUUUAAAAGUUAAAUGGGACGGUCAUCAAAUAAUUAGCCAGUGACACCCUGUGUCCUACCAAAUUACGCUCCCAUACAACUUAUUUGCAUCUGUUUCGAGGGAACAGUAUAUUUCCUACUGGAUUACGGUCACACUUUUAAAUAGUUUUAAACACGUGGUUAACGUUCUAAAUUGAAAUAAAACAAAACA
Sebastes umbrosus (honeycomb rockfish) is the source of this 13238-nucleotide messenger RNA. It is a transcript of the gene syt7a, whose product is annotated as synaptotagmin VIIa. NCBI's taxonomy places the organism in Eukaryota, Metazoa, Chordata, Actinopteri, Perciformes, Sebastidae. The transcript has 8 exons. The record is from RefSeq and is a predicted model, not a curated record. Gene Ontology annotation, molecular function: calcium ion binding; clathrin binding; phosphatidylserine binding. Gene Ontology annotation, biological process: vesicle fusion; regulation of dopamine secretion; calcium-ion regulated exocytosis. The coding region runs from base 6488 to 8767 and encodes 759 amino acids. Gene Ontology annotation, cellular component: synaptic vesicle; axon; synapse.